Molecule: messenger RNA, 1240 nt
Organism: Pichia membranifaciens NRRL Y-2026
Lineage: Eukaryota; Fungi; Ascomycota; Pichiomycetes; Pichiales; Pichiaceae
Exons: 2
Coding region: 317-889 (190 amino acids)
Biological process (GO): negative regulation of DNA recombination; nucleosome assembly; chromosome condensation
Cellular component (GO): nucleosome; nucleus
Molecular function (GO): nucleosomal DNA binding; double-stranded DNA binding; structural constituent of chromatin
Source: RefSeq, a predicted model, not a curated record
GCGGUUUGGCGACUUUUUGCGUGUUGUUUUUGUUUCCGCAUCUGCCUCUAUUGUUUCUGCGGUUGGUUGUCUGGUUGUUGUUGUUUUUAAUUGCGUUUUCGUUUUCGUUUUCGUUUGCGUCUCCGUUUUUGUUUUCUUCUUCGUCUUCUCUCUUGUUUUCCUUCCGCCCUCUCUCCUUCCCCUUCACCCCCUGUCCUCUUCGUGCCUCUACGGAAGUUCUUCUCCCUCGUCCCUGCAGCUCUUCUUCUCUGACACGUUUGAGCCCCGGAUCCAUCCAAUACAAACAAAAAACAACAACAACAAACCAAUAACGAAAAUGGUUGCCGCAAUUGCCGUCCCAAAAAUGAGCUACAAAGACAUGAUUGUCGAAGCAAUCGUCUCCCUCAAGGAAAGAGGAGGAUCCAGCCGUCAAGCCAUCAAGAAGUACAUCCAGUCCAACCACUCUCUUUCCAACUUUGACAACCACUUCAACAACGCGUUGAAGAAGGGUGUCACCGCAGGCAUCUUUGCUCAGCCAAAGGGCCCUGUUGGCCCAGUCAAGGUCGUCAAGGAGAAGCUCGAGCCAGCCAAAAAGGAAAAGACCAAGACCACCAAGAAGGUCGCCAAGAAGCCGGUCGGCACCAAGGCCAAGAAGGAGUUGAAGACCCCAACGGCCAAAAAGACUGCUUCAAAGGCCGCUCCAAAGAAGGCCACCAAAGUCACAAAAGCUACAAAGAAGGCCCCAACUAAGGUGACCAAGGCUGCCCCAAAGAAGGCCACCAAGACCACCAAGGCCACCAAGACGUCCAAGACUUCCAAAGUUGCCCCAAAGAAGGCAGUUACGAAGGCCAAGAAGGAGACAGCCAAGAAGGCUGCUCCAAAAAAAACAGGGAAAGCUGCUAAGAAAUAAGCAUGCGCUCUUUCCACCGUUCUUACUUAUUCUUUUUUUGCCCCUCUAUCUUUCCAAUCUCUGUACUUUACUGUAUCUUUACUUCUAUUACCUAUUUUUUAUCUUAUCUUUGUUCAUUUUUUUGUUCCAUUGAUUUGCCACCACUUGAUAUCAGUUUCAUUUUUGUUUCCUCCUUUUUUGUGUCUUACUCUUUCAAAUUGUAUGUCUGCCUGUCGGCCAGAUGGUGGUGGCACAGUUGUAUAUUAGAGCCUUUAGUUUUAGUAUAAUCACUACAUUUCUUAUCUAUAUAUCUAGAUUCGCUUUUAUAUUAAUUCGGCUGGUUUAGGACCACAGAAGCCAUUUCCCUUGCUG